Messenger RNA from Chrysoperla carnea, 1580 nucleotides. RefSeq names its product trafficking protein particle complex subunit 13. Gene Ontology annotation, cellular component: TRAPPIII protein complex. The transcript has 7 exons. NCBI's taxonomy places the organism in Eukaryota, Metazoa, Arthropoda, Insecta, Neuroptera, Chrysopidae. Bases 149 to 1387 code for a protein of 412 amino acids. The record is from RefSeq and is a predicted model, not a curated record.
AUUAAAUAUUAUUCAAACUCAAAUGUAUAAUAUUUGUGAUAAUUUCACAUUCCAAUCAUUAAAUUUAAAUUAAUUUGAAAUGCUUUAUUUACUUAUUAGUACUUAAAACGUAGUUUUUAAUUAUAAUUCAUUACUAAUUAUAAAAAAAAUGGAAAAUGUUGAACAUUUAGUUGCAUUAAAAGUAAUGCGUCUAACAAGACCUAAACUAGCAAGUCCUUUAAUAGUUACAAGCGAAACAAAAGAUUUACCUGGCAAUUUAUUAAACAAUGAAUUAAAACAAGAUGUAACGGCCGCUCAAGGUGUAGAGACCAUUGGAAAAGGUCAAUUUUUAUUGUUACCACAAAGUUUUGGAACUAUUUUCUUAGGCGGAAUCUUCUCUAGUUAUAUUUGUGUUCAUAAUGAAACAAACGAACCAGUUCAACAUGUUUCAAUUAAAGCAGAUUUACAGACAAGUAAACAACGUGUUCGAUUAUCUUCAGACAAGUCAAUUGAUAAAUUGGGUCCAGAUGAUACACUGAAUGAUGUCAUACAUCAUGAAGUCAAAGAAAUUGGAACACAUAUAUUAGUAUGUGAAGUAAGUUAUUUAUCUAAAACCGGUGUAACGGUUUCAUUUCGUAAAUUUUUUAAUUUUGUGGUUAAUAAACCGCUUGACGUAAAAACAAAAUUCUAUAACACAGAAACAGAUGAAGUGUAUUUAGAAGCUCAAGUUCGUAAUAUUACUGGAGGUCCAAUUUGUUUGGAAAAAGUUGCAUUAAAUGCUUCAAAUUCAUUUACAGUAAAAUCGUUAAAUUCAGCGGAUGAGAACGAUGAAGAAAGUGUUUUUGGCAAAACAAAUAUUUUACAAGCACAUGCGUGUUGUCAAUAUUUAUAUUGUUUGAUACCAAAUGAAAGUCUACGCAGUAAUAUCAAGUCAUUGUUAACGUCAACCAAUAUUGGUAAAUUGGAUAUUGUAUGGCGUUCAAAUCUUGGUGAAAUUGGACGUUUACAGACAUGUCGAUUAGAAAAAAUGGGGAUAACAUGUCAUGAUAUUCGCCUUAUUGUCAAAGAUUUACCAAAUUGUGCUUUAUUAGAAAAAAAAUUUACGAUGACAUGUAAAGUUAUUAAUUGCUGUGAUCGUAAAAUGGAAUUAUCAUUAGAAUUAGAACAGAAUUUGAAUCGUGGUUUAUCGUGGUGUUGCUGUUCUGGUUACAAAUUAGCUGAAUUAAAUCCAACGGAAUCAUUAGAGUUCAGUGUAGAAAUGGUAGCAAUCAAGAGUGGUUUCUUAACAAUUGGUGGUAUCAAAUUAAUUGAUUCAUUUUUGAAUCGCACGUAUGAGUUUGAUCAAGUCGCUCAAAUCUAUAUACUCAAAUAUGAUGCCACUCAAUCUGAUUUAGAUUCAUUUCAAUAACAUUAACGUCAAUAUUUAAAAAAAUUGAAUGGCGGAUUAAAGCGGAUGGUAAAGAAAGCUGAUUGUCUUCUAGGUGUUCCAAGCAGGCAUUUCACUCGGGGAGAUAAUUAUUUCAAUUUUUACCCCUGAAAAUCAAUCAAUGGGUUUCCGUAAGUUCGCCUCUGUUAAACUGUUUCAUUUUUAUUGCAUUCUA